Prunus armeniaca (apricot) is the source of this 399-nucleotide messenger RNA. The record is from the annotation of a GenBank genome assembly. Lineage: Eukaryota; Viridiplantae; Streptophyta; Magnoliopsida; Rosales; Rosaceae.
AUGUCAUGUUGCCUCGAUAUGUUGCCUCGGUAUUAUGGGUUUGGUGUCGGGGUGGGGGGCUGCCACCCGUGGCGGUGGUGGCCGGAAUCCGGCCGCCACCACGCCGCCGCCAUGGGUGAGAGCACGGAGUUGCUAGGAACUCCUUCUCAAAUGCACCGGCAUGUCGACAACAACCUCAUUUCGCAACUAACAACCACCCGUGUGGGGUGGCGGUGGGUGGAUAGUCGCGGAUUGGAGUUGCCUAGCCAAAUUUUUCAAACAAAUUUCAUCAAAACAAAUUUUUCAAACGAAUUUCAUCAAAAUGAAAACAAAUGUUUUGUUGCCUUCGGAGUAGUGGGCGAGCGGCGAGUCGGAGCGGAGCGUGUAAAGUUUAACCUCGGUGUGCACGGUUGUUUUUAG